AAGUGCCACUUGGUGCUUGUCGGAUCCUUCCAAAGUAUACUGGCUCAACACCAUUUUUGAAGAGUCCGAGCAACAUGAUUGGCGCAUUAUAUCAUAUCCUAUUCUCCUACAACUACAAUUGAUUGUUGUUGUGUUAUUUUGUUAACAGGAACUGAGUAAAACUCCAACGAUCAUCGUUAGUGGACACCAUGCAAAAUUGCAUAUUGAAGGCCUGAGACUGGUAAUUGAUGAAGGUGGUGGAUUUGAAGAUAAGCUCAUUAUAAAAAUUGUUAAGGCUUAAAAGAAAAACUUUUAAUUGGAUCGGGUGAAGUGAUAAUUAGUACAAGGAAGUGUCCAAGUGUGCCUGCAUGACUUUGUCUUAUAGAAUAUUCGCUGAAGACCUUGUUUAGGAAGUUUAGAAUUGUUUUGGGAUGGAGUAAAAAGGGAAGAUGGAUAUCCGAUUUUUCCAGGGAAGGUUCACUAUUGAUUAUUUUAAGAUUCAAAUCGUCUGUAUAUUUGUGCUAAUGCCCAAACAACUCUGACUUUGUUGUUUCAAGAUAAAGCUAAUGUUUAUGUGAACACCAGCAUUAUAUUUGGACCAGCAUUUAAAAUUUAUCUUAUGGAUCAAUUAGCCAGGAAACUUUAUCAGAGAAGUUGAGUUACCAUCUUCUUUCUUACAUGCUGAUCUGGAGUUAUUGUUGUCCACUUAUGUUACAGGAGAAUCUAUCUGCCGUUGAUAUCCUUUCGGCAUGCAAUCUUGUUAACUAUUUUGGUAAAAUGGAUCUUGGUGGUUCCGGUGUUGGGCAGAUUGCUCUGCACCCUAUUCUUAUCAGGAAGGGUUUAACAUCAGUAGCUCUUUAUGGUCUUGGGAAUAUCAGAGAUGAACGUUUGAAUAGAAUGUUUCAAACACCACAUGCCGUGCAAUGGAUGCGACCUGAGGCUCAGGAAGGGUGUCAAGUGUCCGACUGGUUCAACAUUUUGAGUAAAGACCAAUCCAAAAAAUGCAAUAAAUGAGCAUUUCCUACCUCGGUUUCUGGAUUUCAUUGUGUGGGGUCACGAACAUGAAUGUUUAGUGGAUCCUCAGGUGCUACUAAUUCUGAAGCUUCUUGAUUUCUGUACUCGCUCUUUACAUUACUUCCGUUCCUGUGUAAUAUGGGUUUCAGUUGAAGCUUAUCUUUAUUACAGGAGGUUCCAGGUAUGCGUUUUCACAUUACUCAGCCAGGUUCUUCUGUUGCGACAUCACUGAUUGAGGGUGAAUCAAAACAAAAACAUGUACUAUUAUUAGAAAUUAAGGUUGUACUUCAUGAAUUCCAUCUUUAACUCAUUUUCUUACUGUGUUGUUCAUGCUUCUGCAUUUGAGUAAUAGUUU
Molecule: messenger RNA, 1348 nt
Organism: Capsicum annuum
Lineage: Eukaryota; Viridiplantae; Streptophyta; Magnoliopsida; Solanales; Solanaceae
Product: double-strand break repair protein MRE11-like
Exons: 4
Coding region: 658-993 (111 amino acids)
Biological process (GO): mitotic G2 DNA damage checkpoint signaling; double-strand break repair via homologous recombination; telomere maintenance
Cellular component (GO): Mre11 complex
Source: RefSeq, a predicted model, not a curated record